AUGAAUUAUUUUAAACGAUCAUCAAAAAUUCCCGGACCAUUUCCAUUACCACUUAUUGGAAAUAUGCAUCAACUCGGUGGAGAUUUUCCAGCUGCGGCAAAGAUAUUUCAGAGAAAAUAUGGGGAUUUUUAUGAAUUUUAUAUGGGAAAUAAACGUAACAUUGUAAUUAGCAGACCUGAUUUAGUUGAAAAGGUUUGGGGUCCUUUAUCCCUUAAAAAUACAAAAUUCAUUAUGCGUAAUUCAUAUUCCGAAGGUAUUGAUGAACUUGGAUUGGGCACAAAAGGAAUGGUGCUCAAUCGUGAUAUCGAAAGUUGGUCUAUCAAUAGAAAAUUCUUGGUUCCGUCUAUUUCUUCACCAUCAUUCCUACGUGAAUCGAUUAAAUUGUCAAGCAAACUUAUUAAUGAAGUUUUCGAAUAUUGGAAAAUCAUGGAAAAAGAAGGAAUGCAAGUCGAAUUUUCCGACUGGAUGGAUGCUUUAGGAGCUGAUGUUGUUUCUACGACUGCAACAGGAAAAAAAAACUCCUCAACAGCAGAAUUAUUUAAUACUUUGAAUCUUAAAGGAAAAACGUCCAAAAUGCAGGGAAUUUGGCAAGAUGGCCUAAGAUUUAUUCAAGCGAUUCAAACGUAUAACGAAUCUAUGAGUUUUAUGAUGUUAUUUCCAACAUUUUUCCGAAGAAAAUUUCCCGGAAUUAAAAGUUUAAAUACAAAAUACUUGGAUAAUAGAGACUGGAUAGAUAAUGAAUUGAAAAAAUUGGUCGUUGAAAGAAGAAAGGAAAUCUUAAAUACACCCUUGAAUCAACCUCUCGAACCAACUAUUUUAACUUUAUUACUUACAACGAAUACAGAAAGAGAUUUGGAAACAAUCGCAGUUGGUAAAUUUGAUAGACCUUUAACAGAUGAAGAAAUAAGUUCGAUAAUACGUGAAGUGUUUACUGGUGGAAUGGAUACUACAUCAAAUUCUUUAUCAUUCAUUAGUUUUUAUAUCGCCAAACAUCGGGAUGUUUACUUGAAAAUGAGAGAGGAAGUGUUAAAUGUUUACGGUACACUUGAUAAUCCUGACCUUACUUUUGAAUCUUAUGGAAAACUCAAGUAUAUUGGAGCUGUAAUUAAUGAGAGUAUUCGUAUUUUCCCUACCAUAUCACUCAUGCCUCGUACCGCAACCGAAGAUGUUGAAUUUGAUGGCUUUACAAUUGAAGCUGAUACAACAGUUUUUACAAAUCUAAAAGCUUUAAGUAAUAAUCCUAAAUACUUUGAAAAUCCUGAAAAAUUUAAUCCCGAUAGAUUCUUGGCUGACAAAGAAUCGAUGGGUAAAUAUACAUAUAUACCAUUUGGAAAUGGUGUACGCAUAUGCCCUGGUCGUGCAUGGGCCAUAGUUCAAAUGAAAACUUUUUUAGUUAAACUUCUUUGUACAUUUGAUAUGGAAUUAGUUGAUAAAAAUGCUAAUCCAAAAUAUGUUUAUGCUACUGCAAAUCGACCCGUAGAUAUAAAACUUUACAUUAGGACUAGAAAAAAUUAA
This is a messenger RNA of Ambispora gerdemannii, 1515 nucleotides long. NCBI's taxonomy places the organism in Eukaryota, Fungi, Glomeromycota, Glomeromycetes, Archaeosporales, Ambisporaceae. The record is from the annotation of a GenBank genome assembly.